Actinia tenebrosa (Australian red waratah sea anemone) is the source of this 2327-nucleotide messenger RNA. Its product is annotated as ras GTPase-activating protein-binding protein 1. Gene Ontology annotation, cellular component: ribonucleoprotein complex; cytosol. Lineage: Eukaryota; Metazoa; Cnidaria; Anthozoa; Actiniaria; Actiniidae. Gene Ontology annotation, molecular function: mRNA binding. The record is from RefSeq and is a predicted model, not a curated record.
UGUGCGCAUGUGAUUCCAUGUUGGAAGAGAAGGGAAAAGAUUGAAAAUCAUUGCCAUUCUCUGCACUUUAAACUCGAUUUUCAUCCUCAAAAAACAACUAAACACAGCUAUAAGGAACAGAAAUGACUUUUACACUUCUCUCUUUGUGAACUAGAUAGAUUUACAAGUAAGACAGGUGAUGGUGCAGAUGGCAGUGGUUCGUGAUCGAGCUCCAGUAGUUCUGAGCCCUCAGUGUGUGGGCAGAGAAUUUGUAAGGCAAUAUUAUACUGUACUCAAUCAAGACCCUUUGAAACUUCACAGAUUCUACACCAAAAAUUCCAGAUUUCUUCAUGGAGACUCUGCCAAUGGCCACUCUGAAACGCCUGUCAUGGGCCAAGAGGCUAUCUAUAAGAAAAUCCAAGACCUGAACUUUGUGGACUGUCGCACUAAGAUAAGGCAAGUGGACAGUCACUCUACCCUGUCAGAAGGGGUAGUCGUCCAAGUGUCUGGAGAACUAUCCAACAAUGGACAGUCCAUGCGCAGGUUCAUGCAGACUUUUGUCUUGGCUCCUGGAGAGGACACAAGAAAGUACUAUGUCCACAACGACAUAUUCAGGUAUCAAGAUGAGGUUUUCCCUGAGGAAACAAGUGAUGAAACUGCUGACGGCACAGUAGAUUCUGAAGGUGAAGAAGAAACAAACAACCAAGUGACAAAUGGAGUGACAAACUAUGAACAAGAUUCUGUUCUGGUACAGAACGUUGCUCAAGAUGUUCCUGCUACUAAUCUGUACUACACAGACCCCAUCAGGAACAAUAGUGAAAGUUCUGGUUUGAUGCAGAAUCAAUUGAUGCAGGAAGAGUCACAAGAACUACAAGAAAUUGUGGUUGACAAACAACUUACUGAGGUGGCRCUGAAUGAGCCUGCCAUUGAAAUGCCUGACCUAAAGAAUGCAGAGCCAGAAGAACCUGAUACAGCUCAUCUUCAGCAAGUGCCAAGUGAUGAAGCACCCAAUGACAUGUUCAGAGAUGCAAGGGAUGAUGAACCAGUACAGGAAUCUCCCAAACAAGAGGAGAAACCCAAAACCUGGGCAGACUUGUUAGUAAGAUCCAGUGGCGGACCCAGUAUUGCUGCACCAGCACCAGCAGCUAAACCACAACCCAAGGCUACACCACCACGUCCAGUGGUCCAGCCUGCUGUAGCUAAGCCUGCCCCACCACGUGAAAGACCAGGGUUUGUAACCAAAGAGGCACGCAUGGCUGCAAGGAACGCACCAGAUGAUCAUCAGGUGUUCAUUGGAAACCUGCCAAAUGGGAUCAAAGAUGCUGAAGUCAGAGAAGUGUUCUCUAAGUAUGGAUCUAUUCUGGAGAUCAGACUUAACCCAAAGAACUUUGGAUUUGUCAUCUUCAACAGCCCAGAUCCUGUCAAGCAGAUACUGUUAGAGAAGCCAAUCAAAAUUGGAACACACGAAAUAAACAUUGAAGAAAAGAAGCCAAGUGGUGCACGUCGUGAUGCACCUGCCAGUGCAGGAAGAGGAGCUGCUGGCGGUAAAGGUGGUGGGCGUGGCAGUGGUGGCGGAGGACCAGGGAGUCGCACAGCACCUAGUGGAGCUGGUGCKAAUGGACGUGGUGGUGGAGGGUUUGGCGGGAAUCAAAGAGGCGUUCRCCGCAGCAGUGGAUCCUCAAGCCGGGGCGGGAAAUUCGCCAAGUAACACACUUUCAGUCAUGUGAGACGCUUAGACAACAUUAUCCCUCAAUUUUUUUAUCGCCUCUUAAAGCAAUAUUUUGGCAGAAAUGAAAAUAUAUAUUAAAGCAAUCCCCCUGCAUUUAAAGCUCUUGAAAUGUGGAUCUUUAUUUGCAUAGUGAAUGAAUUGAAUUUGUUCGUUAUUAAUACAGUUACAACCCUUUCUUUUUUCUAUGUCUUUUAGUUUGUUUUUAUGUGUUAAAAGAAAAUAUAUACACUCUUCUCAAUGUAUUAAAAUUCUGAUUAUUCAUAGUUUGAAGCUAUGAAUCAAAAGGAAAACAGAACGUUUCAAAGAGCAAAUGAAGAUGAAAGAAUUGGAUCAGGAAUUUAAUAUACCAAAGAGUGCCCAUAGAACAUAGCAUAAAAUGUAUUAUUUUUUUCCUUCAUAUGCCCUACUUUGCUUAUUGCCCAGUUAUUCUACCAGACAGUCUUCAUGCAGAUGUUCAGUACUUGCCUCUCUAUUGAACUAGCAAUGCCUUUGUGACCCAAUUUUGAUACCAAGAUCAAAGCAAUCCUACAUACGUUGGAAGUGGAAGGAUAUAUUGUUGUCAUCCUGGUUUUUUUAGAACACAAUAAUGAGGAAUAAAUAAACUGAUAUUUAUAUGUUA